CUGUGGAAAUACUGGUUGCUAGGUGGGGUCUCCUGCAGAGAAAUAUAAAAGCAACAAGAGCCCUCAGCGCUCUGUCUUCUGACUGUGCCACCCUCGAAAGUAGUAUUUUUGAGAAACAAGAAAAUCUGUCAACAUGGCUAUGGUAUCAGAAUUCUUGAAACAGGCAUGGUUCAUGGAAAAUCAGGAGCAGGAAUGUAUUAAAACUUCAAAAGGUGGUUCUGGUGUACAGUCAUACCCAAAUUUCAAUCCAUCAGAUGAUGUUGUUGCUUUGGACAAAGCUAUUACUGUAAAGGGUGUGGAUGAAGCCACCAUCAUUGACAUCUUGACUAAAAGAACAAAUGCUCAGCGUCAGCAGAUCAAAGCUGCCUAUCAACAGGCUAAAGGAAAGAGUCUAGAAGAAGCCCUGAAAAAAGUUCUCAAAAGCCACCUGGAAGAUGUCGUUGUGGCUCUGCUCAAAACUCCAGCUCAGUUUGAUGCUGAAGAAUUAAGAGCCUCUAUGAAGGGACUUGGAACUGAUGAAGAUACCUUAAUCGAGAUUCUAGCCUCAAGAAACAACAGAGAGAUCAAAGAGGCCAGCAGAUACUACAAAGAAGUGCUGAAGAGAGAUUUGACACAAGACAUUGUCUCUGACACAUCUGGAGACUUUCAGAAAGCUUUGGUUGCUCUAGCAAAGGCUGACCGAAGCGAAGACGUUCAUGUGAAUGAUGAGCUUGCUGACAAUGAUGCCAGGGCCUUGUAUGAAGCAGGAGAGAAAAGGAAAGGAAUAGAUAUUAAUGUGUUUAUUACUCUUCUUACUGCAAGAAGCUACCCACAUCUCCGAAGGGUCUUUCAGAAGUACGCCAAAUACAGCAAGCACGACAUGAACAAAGUACUAGAUUUGGAGCUAAAAGGUGAUAUUGAGAACUGCCUGACUGCCCUUGUGAAGUGUGCCACAAGCAAGCCAGCUUUCUUUGCUGAGAAACUCCAUUUGGCAAUGAAGGGGAUGGGAACACGGCACAAAGAACUCAUCAGAAUCAUGGUUUCUCGCCAUGAAGUGGAUAUGAAUGAGAUCAAAGGCCAUUACAAGAGGAUGUAUGGCAUCUCUCUCCGCCAAGCCAUUAUGGAUGAACUCAAAGGAGAUUAUGAAAAUAUCCUGGUGGCUUUAUGUGGAAGUGAUAACUAAAUUUCAUGUUCCUGUGAGGUGUUCAAGACCUAUCAAUGAAGAUAUUUAUACUUGCCUCAGCUGUUUAUAUAAGGCUUUAAACAGGAAGAUUUCUCUGGAAUGGUACUUAGCCCACGUGUGUGACAUCAAAA
Molecule: messenger RNA, 1293 nt
Organism: Dryobates pubescens (Downy woodpecker)
Lineage: Eukaryota; Metazoa; Chordata; Aves; Piciformes; Picidae
Gene: ANXA1
Product: annexin A1
Exons: 13
Coding region: 134-1162 (342 amino acids)
Biological process (GO): myoblast migration involved in skeletal muscle regeneration; positive regulation of T-helper 1 cell differentiation; alpha-beta T cell differentiation
Cellular component (GO): plasma membrane; cytoplasm
Molecular function (GO): phospholipase A2 inhibitor activity; calcium ion binding; cadherin binding involved in cell-cell adhesion
Source: RefSeq, a predicted model, not a curated record